GUCUUCUUAUGCUGACUCACUUCCUGGGUGGCGGCCACGAGAUCAGAGGAGCCAGUUUAUAGAUCUGAGUAGGGCCAGCUGAUCCUGUCAAGUGCAGGGUCUGCAAAAUAUCUCAAGCACUGGUCUGAUAUAUAUAUUUUCAUGCACGUCCAUGUGAAGAGACCACCAAACAGGCUUUGUCUUCCAACCUCAAUGAUGCAAACGACUUGCACGUGACCUGCUCAAAGCUAAGGACAACACAAACCUAGAAAGACGGCAGUAGACAUGAAGGCCUAGCUGCUCUACUUCAUUAAUAAGAAAGAUUUCUCUUCACUUUUUCCUUCAUGGCUAAUCAGGUCUUCUUAGAAAUUUCCUGAAAAAGGCAACUGUCUAAUCUUAUCUGGUGGAUGCUUCUCUGAGGGACUUGAUUUCCUGGGAAUACGACCAGCCCCCAGCGACCCCUUGUCCCCACUCCAGCUGUCCCUUGGCCUGGGUCCCAGGGAAGGAAGCCAUGCUGGAGCACCAGGACUAUGAGACUGCCAUGCUGUCGGACACCAAAGCCCUCAUUCGCAAGCACUAGGCCUUCGAGAGUGACCUGGCUGCACACCAGGACCGCCUGGAGCAGAUCGCAGCCAUUGCCCAGGAGCUCAACGAGCUGGAUUACUACGACCUCCACAAUGUCAACACCCGGUGCCAGAAGAUCUGGGACCAGUGGGACGCCCUUGGCUCUCUGACCAACAGUCGCAGGGAAGCCCUGGAGAAAACAGAGAAGCAGCUGGAGGCCAUCGACCAGCUAGCUGCACCUGGAGUAUGCCAAGUGCGUGGCCCCCUUCAACAACUGGAUGGAGAGCGCCAUGGAGGACCUCCAGGACAUGUUCAUCGUCCACACCAUCAAGGAGAUUGAGGGCCUGAUCUCAGCCCACGACCAGUUCAAGUCCACCCUGCCGGACGCCCACAGGGAGCACGAGGCCAUCCUGGCCAUCCACAAGGAGGCCCAGAGGAUCGCUGAGCGCAACCACAUCAAGCUGUCGGGCAGCAACCCCUACACCACCGUCACCCCACAGAUCAUCAACUCCAAGUGGGAGAAGUUGCGGCAGCUGGUGCCAAAACGGGACCACGCCCUCCUGGAGGAGCAGAGCAAGCAGCAGUCCAACGAGCACCUGCGCCGCCAGUUUGCCAGCCGGGCCAACGUCGUGGGGCCCUGGAUCCAGACCAAGAUGGAGGAGAUUGGGCCCAUCUCCACUGAGAUGAACAGGACCCUGGAGGACCAGCUGAGCCACCUGAAGCAGUGUGAACGCAGCAUCGUGGACUAUAAGCCCAACCUGGACCUGCUGGAUCAGCAGCACCAGCUCAUCCAGGAGGCCCUCAUCUUCAACAACAAGCACACCAUGGAGCACAUCUGCGUGGGCGGGGAGCAGCUGCUCACCACCAUUGCCCCAACCGUCAACGAGGAAGAGAACCAUAUCCUUACCUGCGACGCCAAGGGCAUCAGCCAGGAGCAGACGCAGGAGUUCUGGGCGUCCUUCAACCACUUCGACAAGGAUCAUGGUGGGGCGCUGGGGCCUGAGGGUUUCAAGGCCUGCCUCAUCAGCUUGGGCUAUUACGUGGAGAAUGACCGGCAGGGUGAGGCCGAGUUCAACUGCAUCAUGAGGCUGGUCGACCCCGACCGCAGCGGCCUUGUGACCUUCCAAGCCUUCGUUGACUUCAUGUCGUGGGAGACCACCGACACGGACACGGCCGACCAGGUCAUCGCCUCCUUCAAGGUCCUGGCAGGGGACAAGAACUUCAUCAUAGCUGAGGAGCUGCAGAGAGAGCUGCCCCCCAACCAGGCCGAGUACUGUAUCGCCUGCAUGGUGCCCUACCAGGGCCCUGAGGCCGUGCCGGGCGCCCUCGACUACAAGUCCUCCUCCACGGCCCUGUAUGGCGAGAGCAACCUGUGAGGCCCCAGAGAGACCCGGACCCAACACCCCCUACGGCCUCCAGGAGGGGCCGGGGCAGCCCCACAGUCCCGUUCCUCCACUCCGUAUCUAUGCAAAGCACUCUCUGCAGUUCUCCGGGGUGGCUGGGUGGGCAGGGAGGGGCUGGGGCAGGCUCUCUCCUCUCUCUUUUUUGUGGGUUGGCCAGGAGGUUCCCCCGACCAGGUUGGGGCUGGGGAGACUUGGGGCCAGCGCUUCUGGUCUGGUAAAUAUGUAUGAUGUGUUGUGCUUUUUUAACCAUACUGGAGGGGCCAGUGGAUUCCCACAGCACAACCGGUCCCUUCCAUGCCCUGGGGAUGCCUCAGCACACCCAGGUCUCUUCCUUUGCCCCGAGGUCCCUUCAAGGCCUCCACCAUCCAGGCCAAAGCCACAUGUGCCUUGUCCAGGAACCGCCUGGGCCAUGCGAUGGGCCAGCAGAGGGCGCCACCGCCACCCGACGGCUGAGGACCCACCCAGCCCCUCUCCCCUCCCUGCUCCAGGCUCACUUGUCAUUGCCAGAAGAUGGGGGCCCCAACCAGCACUCGGCUUUCGCAGCAAAGGAGUUGAGUUGGCAGACAGGGCCCCCCUGAAGCCCACCCCAUCCCACCAGCCCCGGCCUUGCUUUGUCUGGUCUCACGUGUCGCAGAUUUUCUAAGAACCCUCUCCCCCCCAAAAAGGAAAAAAAAACACAAAACAACAAAAGCCAAAACAAAAAUCACAAAAAACACAAAAAAACUAUAAAAAAGAAUUAAAAACAUUCAGAGAAUUACUAAAAAAACAUAAUAAAAUAAAAUAAAUAAAUAAAGUUGUUUCUUACGUCAAA
Symphalangus syndactylus (siamang) is the source of this 2757-nucleotide messenger RNA. RefSeq names its product alpha-actinin-4-like. The record is from RefSeq and is a predicted model, not a curated record. NCBI's taxonomy places the organism in Eukaryota, Metazoa, Chordata, Mammalia, Primates, Hylobatidae. Gene Ontology annotation, molecular function: protein binding; calcium ion binding.